UUGUAGACACAACCCUCUGCUCAUGGUAAUAGAGCCGUGCACACAAGCGGCUGUCAGCACCGGAGGAAGGGACGUCGUGCACGGUGCCGGACAAUUGGUGGAGGAGCCGCCGGUGCCCGCUGUGAGGUGUGAAGCAGCUGGUGCACGGAGGGGCAGACGAGCCCUGUGGUAACCCCGGGAUUGCCCCACAGGGUCCCGUCUGUUCUGCGGGAAUGAAUUGAGGCGGCUUUGUUGUGUCAGAAUCGCUCCGUGUGCCCACGUCCAGCAAUGGAGGCUGCUAGAAGAGGAAGCACAUUGUGGUGACUGCCAUUGCUGCAGACACAUCCUCUGCUUCCCUGUGUCAUGGUGGUGCUUCCACAGCGGAUGCCGUAGUGUGUAUGAGCGCUGGGGACAGAAGACAUUGUACCAUUGAGAUCUGCACCAUGUUGGCCACAGCAAUCGGUAGGCAUCUCCUGGGCACUACCGCUGCCUGAUUUCCCUUCCAGCCCACAGUGCUAUGCCCAGUGCUGCAGCAGUAUACAGACUGGCAUAGCAGGGGCACAUAGUGGCUGCUGCUGAUCACAAGCUGGAUCUCCUCCCUUCCUUAAGACUAAAGGUUAUUUUACUUGCUGUCCUCUGUAAGAGCAUAUUCACACGAAGAAGAAGAUCUGUGCAGGACAGCUGGUCAUUGUCCCUUGCUGUAUGGUCCUAGUGCUGGGCAGACCCCCACAGGUGACCCCCGGAUUACCGCUAAACCCCCACAUUAUUGCUUUUACUUUCCGCUUCCCCCUGAAGCCUGGACCUGAUCUCCCCUGGGAGUCACAGUGUUACAUUUUAUAGAGAAUUUUAUUUUACAUAUUUAAUUUAUUUUUGUUUCACUUUCUGGAUAUUUAGAAGUUUGUGCUGCUGCGAGACAGCGUGCCCGCUAUAAACUGUUUGUGGUUACAAUUGGCGGAUCUGUGACUUCAUCUGUAUUCAAACAUGGCGGACCUAGAAGCAGUGCUGGCUGAUGUCAGCUAUCUGAUGGCUAUGGAGAAGAGCAAGUCCACCCCUGCGGCCAGGGCCAGUAAGAAGAUUGUUCUACCUGAGCCCAGCAUUCGAAGUGUGAUGCAGAAGUAUCUUGAAGAAAGAGGGGAGUUGACCUUUGACAAGAUAUUCAACCAGAAAAUAGGCUUCUUGCUUUUCAAAGACUUUUGCAUGAAUGAAAUUGAUGAAGGUGUCCCACAGCUCAAGUUUUAUGAAGAGAUAAAAGAGUAUGAGAAGCUGGAUUCGGAGGAGGACCGCCUUUGUAGAAGUCGACAGAUUUAUGACACAUAUAUAAUGAAAGAACUACUAUCUUGUUCACAUCCAUUCUCCAAACAAGCAGUAGACCACGUACAAGCUCAUCUUGCAAAGAAACAAGUGCCCCCUGCUUUAUUUCAGCCAUACAUAGAAGAAAUAUGUGACAGUCUUAGGGGAAAGAUAUUUCAGAAGUUUAUAGAAAGCGAUAGGUUUACUAGGUUUUGCCAAUGGAAAAAUGUGGAAUUAAACAUCCAUCUAACAAUGAAUGACUUUAGUGUCCAUCGAAUCAUUGGACGAGGAGGAUUCGGGGAAGUAUAUGGAUGUCGAAAAGCAGACACUGGUAAAAUGUAUGCAAUGAAAUGUCUAGAUAAGAAGAGGAUUAAGAUGAAGCAAGGAGAGACCUUAGCCUUAAAUGAAAGGAUUAUGCUGUCCCUGGUCAGCACAGGGGACUGUCCGUUCAUAGUGUGCAUGACUUACGCCUUCCAUACGCCUGACAAACUCUGCUUCAUUUUGGAUCUGAUGAAUGGUGGGGACUUGCACUACCACCUGUCACAACAUGGUGUUUUCUCUGAGAAGGAAAUGAGGUUUUAUGCUGCUGAAAUAAUUUUGGGCUUGGAACACAUGCACAAUCGCUUUGUUGUAUACAGAGACUUGAAGCCAGCAAAUAUUCUAUUAGAUGAACAUGGACAUGUGAGGAUAUCAGACUUGGGACUCGCUUGUGAUUUUUCCAAGAAGAAGCCACAUGCUAGUGUAGGAACACACGGGUACAUGGCGCCAGAAGUGCUGCAGAAGGGCACAGCAUAUGACAGCAGUGCAGACUGGUUUUCCCUAGGAUGUAUGCUCUUCAAACUUCUGAGAGGCCACAGCCCAUUCAGACAGCAUAAAACCAAAGAUAAACACGAGAUUGACAGGAUGACGCUCACAAUGAAUGUGGAGCUGCCAGACUCAUUCACUCCAGAGCUGAAGUCCCUCUUGGAAGGUCUUCUCCAAAGAGAUGUGAGCAAGAGACUUGGCUGCCAGGGAGGCAGUGCACUGGAAGUCAAGGAGCAUCUGUUCUUUAAGGGCAUUGACUGGCAACAGGUGUAUAUGCAAAAGUAUCCUCCUCCUCUGAUUCCUCCUCGAGGAGAGGUAAAUGCAGCUGAUGCUUUUGACAUUGGAUCAUUCGAUGAAGAAGACACAAAAGGAAUUAAGCUUCUUGAUAGUGAUCAGGAACUAUACAAGAACUUCCCCCUGGUUAUAUCUGAACGUUGGCAGCAAGAAGUUGCAGAAACGGUUUAUGAAGCUGUCAACGCAGAUACCGAUAAGAUUGAAGUCCGAAAAAGAGCCAAAAACAAGCAGCUGGGUCAUGAAGAAGAUUAUGCACUAGGAAAAGACUGCAUUAUGCAUGGCUAUAUGCUGAAGCUGGGGAACCCUUUCUUGACUCAGUGGCAGCGGCGUUACUUUUACCUCUUUCCAAACAGACUUGAAUGGAGGGGAGAAGGAGAAUCUCGGCAAAAUUUAUUGACAAUGGAACAGAUAGUGUCUGUGGAAGAAACCCAGAUUAAGGAUAAAAAAUGCAUCCUGUUAAGGAUUAAAGGGGCUAAGCAAUUUGUUCUGCAGUGUGAGAGUGAUCCAGAAUUUGUACAGUGGAAGAAAGAACUGACUGAAGCAUUCACCGAGGCACAGAGGCUGUUACGUCGAGCUCCAAAGUUUCUAAACAAGUCCCGGUCUGCCGUUGUAGAGAUCUCCAAACCUCCACUUAGUCACAGAAAUAGCAAUGGCCUUUAGGUGGCAGGACAGGACCAAGAAAUCUUAGGGAUAACUACUUUUAACACCUUGACCAAGGUCCACAACAUUGUUAUUAGUUACUUGUAUGGCCCUCAACAGCAAGGUGUACAUAGAAGAAGCUGAGGGAGCCUGCAUCACACAUUGUCUACUGAAGACUGGUCUUAACCGCCUGAAGUCUAGAAGAGGUCAUACAGCUUGAAGCAAAGAAGAGAUGAAUUUUCACUAACUGAAGAGUUGUAAAAGUUGCCAAAUUUAGUGAUUGCUCAUCAUUCUGUUGCAUCAGCUAAUCCUGAAUGGCCUGUGCUGAAGAAGCAGGGCAUCCCACCCUUGCUUUUUAUCUUGGCAUAUUAAUGCUUUCAUGUAUGCCAAGCAAGAAUAUGAAAUGGUUUUUGCAGUAGUUGCUUUUAUGUUAAUUCUGUCUGAAAUUGAACAUAUCCCUGGAUGUUUUUGGAAGGGAUUGUCGUGGCGCAAGAAUGUUUUCAAGAUGAUAGCUUUCCUGAGUGUUGCCAUAAUUGUCCCCCAAAUCCCCUUUGUCCUCCCAACUUGCACUGUUGACUGUAACUGGCAGUGUCAUGAAACGGUUAUGCACUUCAGAGUAAUGACUUAUCUGUCCUGUGGUUAUAAGAUGUAGAUAUUUUAUGGGAAUACAAACCAAGAAUAUUCACCCAGUUCUGUAGCUUCACCAAUAUAGUGGCUACCACUGUCUUGCCGUGUAUGGAGAUAGAAGUAUACUAGUAAUUAUUGGUGAAAAGGAGUGCAUGGUAGCUUUGUCCAGUGAUCUGUUAGCCAUUUAGCAAAUUUUAGCACAGUUAUCAAAAAGCUCAUUCUACAGAUACGUUUACAAUUGCUAUAAAGACAGCUUUCUUGCCAUUUCAGGUCAAUUGCACUUAUUAUUAUUAAUAUUAUUAUUAUUAUUAUUUUUAUUUUAAUGAAAUUUAUGCUAAAGUGAAUAGUUGGUGAGAACGUUGGAGAACCCUGGUACGCGUUAUGCUGUAAUCUUAAAUCAGUCCUUAUCAGAAAUUCCUGUCCUUGUCCUCAGUGUCCACUGUUGGGCUUCUCAUGCUGUCUUUCUUUUAGACAUCAUCCAAGCCACAGAGCUAUGAACAUUUAUAGUAAGACUGUGCACCUGGUUAAAUAUGGAAGGACAAGACAAUCAGUCUGAUCUUUUGUUGCUACCUACAACAUAUACCUGUGCUAGGUUGAAACAAGCACUCACUGGAAAAAGCAUCUCGGGCUGAUGGUGACUCUACGUCUCAGCUGUUGCUUUGGCUGCACCACACGUUUUAGUAUCCAACUUUUGAUUUUAGCAAUGAAGUGCAAAGUGCCAAUGGACUCAAAACUUCCUAGAUACACAUUCCCUAUAUUUAACAGAAACUUUUUAAUGUAUUUGUAAAUAUUAAUUUAAGAAUUUAGUUACAUGGGAAGACAGGCGGAGCAUUGAUAUUUCUGCACCUACAUCUGCAGCUGUGUUUUACAUACUCUCCAUUCUUUUGAAUGCCUUUUGUUCAUCAUAAGCAUUCUCCUUGGUUUAGGUAAAUGCAGUGGUACUCACCGUUCCAUGGGCAGAUUAAACCACUGGGGGAGUUGUUAUGAAUGUGAUCUAUUUUUAGUGUAACGAAAGUAAAAUGGUUAUUGGUUAAGUAUAACUGAACUACUGUGAAGUAUGAAUCCAUGUUUGUAUUACAAUGACAUGCAGUGUUUGGCAACAAUUGGUAGUUGUUACAUUUAAAGGGAACACUGAAACACAUUUCAUUUGUUGGUUACCCCUAACCCUGGUUUUCUUCCUUUGGUCACCAGUUGUAAACAAUUCUAAGAAAAAAAAUCCAAGGCAGCAAGAAAUGGUUACAAGAUAUCUGUUUGUUUGAAUGUGUCAGUGAACCAAUACACUUAGAAUAGGGAUACAUGGGACAUUCACUGUAGUUUAUUUCCCUAAGGAGGAAAAGAAAUGUGCUUCUUGGAAUCAGUCUGUCAAUAGACUUUUCAGAACAACAACCUUGUAUGUCAUUGUUUCCAUAGAACUAUCUAUUUUCUUAUUGUAGUAUAAUGUUAAAGAAUUUAUGGAAGCCAUAGGAUAGAGGUGCAAUGACUGUUACUGAACACUGAUGUGCAGAUCCUGUACCACGUAGCAAUAACAAGAGAAUCGGCACUGCAUUCAAGACAUGGACCCAUUUAGCUUGGCAGCAUCUUUUAGAAGCUUUGUUCACGUAAACCUGUAUUUGUCAAGUAGCCCUAUAGUGCUGGAUUUACUUUGCAGCUAAAGCCUUAUGGAUAUAUUUAGAGGAAGGGCUUAUUAAAGAGAAUGUUUCCUGUUCUUACGUGGCUACAAAAUCCCAUCUCUUAGGCAGUAUAACCCACUGUUUCUACAUGUCAUAAAGCAAAGACCUUCAGAGUUGAGGAUAUAGAUGUUUCUAUGGCUUGACAGAAUGGUUAGGCUGUUUUUGGCCAACCAAGAAAACUAUGUAUGCACUUUCUUUCUAUGAGAACCUUUAGGCAGAAUACGAUGUAACCAGUAGUCAUAUUACUGUUUUUUUUUUUUUUUUUCUUACAGUAUAAUGCUAGAGAUCUAUCUCCUGCAUUAAGUCUAAGCAUAUCCCAACACGUACUGGAUCUCUCAUUUACUAGCCCACAGUGAAUGUUACUUUAGUAUGCAUUAGGUGAUUUAUGACCCAUAUCAGACAAUGAUUUGUUUUACCCGUUCUUGUACCCUCCUGGAGUAGACUUAUUUUGUAACCAUUGCUUGCUUGUCAUACCAUAUGCCAUUUCUAUAGAAAACAUCAAGUGAUUGUUUUUGGCAAUAGUCUAAAUAUGACAUAAGACACUGAAACGGCACCAAGAGUUAAACGGUUCCUGCGUGAUUCUUCCUAUAAUUAUUCCCAAUGCAUCUACUGUAUCUGUUUCUUCUCUGUGGCCCUGAUAUACCUUUUAUUUUUUUAUUUUUUUUAAAGUGAUCUGUAUUUGUUUUGUAAGCUCCAGUAUGCCUUAUGAGAAAGUAUAGCUAAAUU
Messenger RNA from Hyla sarda, 6029 nucleotides. RefSeq names its product G protein-coupled receptor kinase 3 (gene GRK3). Gene Ontology annotation, molecular function: G protein-coupled receptor kinase activity; G protein-coupled receptor binding; ATP binding. The record is from RefSeq and is a predicted model, not a curated record. Gene Ontology annotation, biological process: protein phosphorylation; regulation of signal transduction; G protein-coupled receptor signaling pathway. The coding region runs from base 961 to 3027 and encodes 688 amino acids. Lineage: Eukaryota; Metazoa; Chordata; Amphibia; Anura; Hylidae. The transcript is spliced from 21 exons.